AUGAUGGGCUGUAGAUUUUGCGAUUGGGUCAGACAUAGGCGAUGGGCUGGUGACUUUAAGGUUACAGAUUACAUGUUAGCCGAAGCUCAGCAGACCCUGGAAUACAAAUUGACUUUUGAACAAGGUGAAGAGAAACAAAAAAGAUUGGAAAGAUCGCUAGUAAAACUUGAAGAGGAAAUGAAGAGGACUCAAACUAUUCUACACUACUUGGUCCCAGAACAGUCAGCUCUAAGUCUGAAAAGGGGGAUCAUUGACUUGGAUUCUUGUAAAGUGAUCGAAAACGUAACAAUACUGGUAUCGGAUAUAGUCAAGUUUACAGUCGUAUGUUCUACAUUAAAACCAAUGGAAGUAGUAACAACCUUAAACGCAAUGUAUUCUGGAUACGAUAGAUUAACUGCAAAGCAUGGUGUAUGCAAAAUAGAAACGGUAGGUGAUGCCUAUAUGGUGGUUUCUAAUACUUUCAGCAAGAGAGUCCCUUCAGCAGAUAAAGUCUGUGAUGUAGCUCUAGACAUGCUUGAAACCAUUAAAUCUAUUAAGAAUCCUGAAACAGGAGUCAGCUUGAAAGUAAGAAUCGGUAUCAAUACCGGGCCGGCAGUAGCUGGGAUCGUGGGCCUCAAAGUGCCUAAAUUUUGUAUUUUUGGGACCUCAGUUAAAACAGCCAUUAUUCUUGAAGCAUCUAGUUUACCAAUGAAAAUAAAGAUUUCUCAAAGUACAAGAAACUUGCUCAAUUCUACUUACAUUGUUUGUAGAAGUGGUUCACUUUAUACGUCAGAAAAUGGUGAAUUUUUACUCAAUGAGGUUAUUAUAAAUAUUCAACAUUAG
Molecule: messenger RNA, 822 nt
Organism: Nezara viridula (southern green stink bug)
Lineage: Eukaryota; Metazoa; Arthropoda; Insecta; Hemiptera; Pentatomidae
Source: the annotation of a GenBank genome assembly